UUCGGCUCGAAGAAGACCUGUUCUUCCGGGAAAAUGGCGACUCCCGCUCGUGCCCCGGAGUCCCCGCCGGUCGCGGAUCCGGCGCUAGCCGCGGGGGCUGCUGAGGAAUCCGAGUGCACGCCGCCUCGCCAGCCUCAGCCCCCGCAGAAUGUCCUCGCUGGCCCGCGGCUUCGAGCCCCAAGCUCCCGAGGACUUGGGGCGGCGGAGUUUGGCGGAGCUGCAGGAGAUGUUGAAGCGCCAGGAGAGACUUUUGCGCAACGAAAAAUUCAUUUGCAAAUUGCCCGACAGAGGUAAAAAGAUCUUAGACUCUUUUGCCAAACUGAAAGCUGCCAUUGCAGAACGUGAAGAAGUUAGAGGAAAAACUGAACUGUUUCAUCCUGUUAGUUUAGACUGUAAGCUAAGGCAAAAAGCAAUUGCAGUUGUUGAUGUGGACACAGAUAAGGCCCAGAAUUCUGACCAGAUACUUGAUACUUCGUCUCCAGUUUGUGGCUGUUCCUCUGUAAGUAACUUCAAGUCGUCUGAAACAACCUCACAACCACAUCCUACUCACAAAGGCGAUGAAGAGGCUCCCGAGGUUGAGGACACAGUGAGCAAGUGCCCGGUUCCCAGUAGCAGAGCGAGUGUGCCUUCCUCUUCUGAAGCUGGUGAGCGUCUCCCUCAGCGUCGUGUUUCAAGUCAGGCAGAAGAUCAUUCCAGCAGCUCGGACAACCUGUUUAUUGAUAGGUUACAAAGGAUCACAAUUGCGGACCCAGGUGAACAGCAUUCAGAACAGGACAGGAGUGCUGAGAACUUGGCAGGGCUUUGUCGUGGGGCACAGAAGAAGCCUCAUUACAUGGAAGUGCUAGAAAUUCGAGCCAAGAACCCAGUGCCCCCACCACAUAAAUUUAAAACUAAUGUAUUACCUUCACAACAAAAUGAUUCAUCUAGUCAUUGGCAGAGAACAGGGUCUCCCAUUUCCUUGGAAGAAAGGCGGCUCAGGGAUAAGAAGCAUCUUGAUGACAUCACAGCAGCUCGGCUCCUGCCACUUCACCAUAUGCCCACACAGCUGCUCUCCCUGGAAGAAUCUGUGGCACUUCAGAAACAGCAGAAACAGAAUUAUGAGGAGAUGCAAGCCAAGCUCGCGGCACAGAAAUUAGCUGAAAGGCUUAAUAUAAAGAUGCAGAGCUAUAAUCCGGAAGGGGAGACUUCCAGGAAGUACCGAGAAGUAAGGGAUGAAGAUGAUGAUCAGUCCUCUGGUGAGGAGUUCUGAAGACGGACAUUGGGAUAAUGCCUGAAUCUCUGUCUGCUGAGAUGUCAUGGUCACAUCAGACUUUCUAACAAGUAUCAAGAUCAGUGUCAGGCAUUGUUGAGGGAAGGAAUUUUAUAAAGUUACACAAAGGUAGCAUUAAAAGAGCCCAGUUUGUCUUUCAGGAGAGGACUUUGAUGUGCUUAAGAAGUUUAAUAUUUGAAUAUUGUGUUUGACCAUAUUGUAUUAAAGUUCUGCAGUAUGCUGUGUGUUGGUCUGAUAUUUUAGUACAUAGUAAGCACGGUUUUAUUUUCCACUAAGCCAAAUGAAAGCGGGUAACUGCUCUUUUCCUUAUUCUUACCUCUGUGGAAUAGCAUU
Messenger RNA from Puma concolor (puma), 1603 nucleotides. RefSeq names its product myocardial zonula adherens protein. Gene Ontology annotation, biological process: transcription elongation by RNA polymerase II; intracellular signal transduction; maintenance of ER location. Gene Ontology annotation, molecular function: transcription elongation factor activity. Lineage: Eukaryota; Metazoa; Chordata; Mammalia; Carnivora; Felidae. Gene Ontology annotation, cellular component: intracellular anatomical structure; nucleus; I band. The record is from RefSeq and is a predicted model, not a curated record.